AUGAACCAUUUCAAUGUUCAGCACCAGAACGCCUCUUUUGUGGGCUGUGAAGACAUCAGAGGGUCUGCCUUUAUCUCUGAUACCAAGGACCCUGUGGUGUGCCCCAAGCCCAGGCGAUUUGGGAUUUUGUCCAACAGCCCCAUUAGGCCCUUGAGAUGGCAGAUGAGCAGUCAUCAAUCUGAGUUUAGUGACUCAAAAGCUGGGGCAGAGCUUCUGGACCUCAUUCUCAGGAAGGAGGGCUAUGGAUUGGAGCAAUCUUUGAACGAAGUUGCCUCCUCACCCCCAUAUUUUUGUGGCUCCCCUCCCAGUAGGGCUGCUAACCCAUUAAUUCAAGAUGCCCGAUUCGGAGAUGAGAAGUUAACUCCUGUUUCGGCAUCUCCAUCCCCAUCAACUCUAUCAUCCCCACGCAAAGCAGGUUGUGUUAGAAUGAAGUACGGACUCAAACCCGCUGCAGUUAGAGUAGAGGGAUUUGAUUGUCUCAAUAGGGAUCGCCAAAAUUCCAGCAUCCCAGCAUUUGCCUAA
Molecule: messenger RNA, 522 nt
Organism: Prunus armeniaca (apricot)
Lineage: Eukaryota; Viridiplantae; Streptophyta; Magnoliopsida; Rosales; Rosaceae
Source: the annotation of a GenBank genome assembly